AUGUUUUCCACGUUGGUGGAGAAUUUCCAAGAGAAUGAGCCUCUUUUUGACCAUCCGUUGCUCUUUCCGGCGCCCUCCGAGUCCGAGAUCGCCCAUUUCCAGAACGAAAGGCUGCUCCAGGGCACCAUCGAGUCUGCCGUUUGCCAUCUCACGUCUCCUGGGUCGAUCGACUACCAGUUUCUUGUCGACUUCUUUCUGUCAUAUAGGGAGUUUAUAGAGCCAUUGCCGCUGCUCGAACUGCUGCUUUGCCGGCUCACCUGGGCCCUCAAACGGGCCAACAACAUUUCUCCCUUAGAGGACAAUACACAAGCUCCGCCAAUGGGGCAGGCAUUCUACUCGGCGAUCUUAGUGCGCACAUUUGUGAUGUUACGCCAUUGGCUGCUCAACCAUUUCCCCGAUUUUGUCAAGGAUAGACGUCUAAGACAGCUGCUCUGUGGGGCUCUCAACGAGAUCGCCACGCGGGACGAGUUCCGCGGCGAGCCCGAUUCGCUGUGCACGAAGGUGAUCGUCGACCUGAAGAAGCUGUAUGCACGCAUGUGCAGCGCAUACUGGGACACCGGCGACGUGGUGGACGGUCUGGCCGAUGCGGUGAAUGCGCACGAGAACGCCCGCAAUAUGCGUGUGAGCGCGCUGGGUUUGCAGCAGCUCAGGGACAAGAACGUGCGCCGGUCGCAGAUCUUGUCCGUGGUGGAAGGCAGCGGUGCCCACGCCGAGGAGACAGCGAUUUUGCAUCCGAAAGCGUCGCUCAACUGUCUCGCAAACCAGUCGCCGCUAUACGACGAGAUUCUGGGCGACGUCAAGGCCACGCCGAUCCAGGGCGUGCGCAAGCUGAGCCAGCUGAUGGAUCUGGAAGACAAAGAGAACGGAUUUUGUUUGAACGGCAAGGUGGACGUUUUUACAGAGAGCAAAGUGGAGAAGAUCACGCCGACGACGCCGCUGAAGAAACUGGUUAAGCCAAACCAGAAACACACACACGGCCCGCGCAAAACACGAAAAUUGUUCCAUCUAUUCAGCAAGCCGGAAACAACGCGUGCAAAGACAGUGGUGAGCGAAAUUCCAUUGUUGGGGUCCGACAACGUCGACCUGCUCAGUUCCAGAGUGAUUACCGAGUUCGGCUACUACCAGGAACAAGCACAGACGCGCCGACCGGUUCCCAAGGCAGCAGCUGCGCCAGCUGCACGUGAUUCAUCUGAGCUGUUCAACGCUGAAGUUUACGACCAAUCACCAACAAAGGGGAAAGAAAAGCGCACGAUGGACGACACAGAAGAGAUUUUGAAUGCGAUCAACCAUUCGAACGGCUCGUUUAGAACACCUUCUGUGAGUAUCAACUGGUCUUCGUUUGCUGACGGUACCGUGAUGGAGGCCGACGUUGAGCGGAUCUUGGAGCAAGGAGCAGAGCCGAGCCAGAGCUCGGCCAAAUCGUACAUGUCUUACGACUCGGACCUUUCAUCCCGUCACUCGCGACAGUCCAGCGGACACCAUAUGCUAAGAAAGAAACUGUCAUUCUCAAACUUGAGGGAACAGGAGCAGGAGCAGGAAAGAGAAGAGAAGACAGAAGAAAUAGAUCCCGAGAUGCCCCGGAUAGACGAGAUCACCUCGCAGCCUACACUCUACCUCUACGAGCUUCCCUUUUUCGGCACGUCUCUCCCCCACGAAGACGAUUUUGAGUACGAAACAGAAACGGCCUCCAUCAUACUGUCCGGGUCGUACCAUCUGCCGUACCCCGGCAUCUCCGAGAACGCCAUUGCCGAGCUGGCUGCCAUUCCAGACGAAAAAUACACCGACAACCCAGUCAACCACGCAUUGCUGAAGCUCAGAGGACAGCAGCCUGCUGCACAGCCCCAGGUGGUUUACGGGCUAAAUGACGAGCACUCACAGGAGUCGGACUCGAGCCUGGACGAGGUAAAGCUGGAACGCAAGGUCCGCGACCUGUUUAUCCAGCCAGCAGCCACCAAAACAGAGCAAAAGGCGCCAACACCGUACCGUUUCUCGGUAGCACGGCAUUCUGUUGCUAGUCACGUUUCCAAAUUCACGCUCCAAUCCUUAUCGAACACGCCCAGCAGGACGCUUGCCGUUCCCUCUGGACUAUCUGUCGAGGAAAUCAUGUACAAGGGCACGCACGUUCCGUUUAUUCUGGGCCACGAGUCGCACGUGAUUGCCAAGCAGCUGACCCUCAUCGAGCGGGACUUUCUGCUCGAAAUCGACUGGCACGAGCUGAUAGACCUUGAAUGGGACAAACCUCUGGAGCCCUACAACUCUUGGCUCAGACUGCUGUUUGACGAGCAGUCCAAAACAGGGCUGCGGAUGAUCACCCUGCGGUUCAACCUGGCCACCAACUGGAUCAUCUCUGAGAUUCUGCUGUGCAAGUCUGUUGCUCUGCGUGCGCUCACGCUAUCGCGAUUUAUACACGUUGCCAACAACUGUCUCAAAAUGCAGAAUUACUCCACCCUGUACCAGAUUGUGCUGGCUCUGAACUCAUCGAUCAUCAAGAAACUAAAGACCACAUGGAACACGGUGGACGUGGGUGACCUGCUGCUCUUCAAGAAACUUAAAGACCUGUGCAGUCCAGAACGCAACUUUGCCAACUUCCGUGCCGAGCUGCGCCAGAUCCGUGCGUCCAAGGGCAUCAUCCCGUUCUUGGCGUUGGAUUUGAGCGACCUCACGGUCAACAGUGAGCGGCCGACCACGACCGUCGCGGAAUACGAAUUGAUCAACAUCGACAAAUUCCGCGUCUCAUGCGGUAUCCUCAAGAACAUGCUCCGCAACAUCGAGUACUCGAAAAUCUACAAUUUCCAGAAACACCCGCAACUGCUGUCCAAAUGUCUGUAUAUUAGCUGUUUGAGCGAGCAGGAGAUGGAUUAUUGUUACAGCCAUCUAGAAGAGUGA
Ogataea parapolymorpha DL-1 is the source of this 2886-nucleotide messenger RNA. RefSeq names its product Guanine nucleotide exchange factor LTE1. Gene Ontology annotation, cellular component: plasma membrane. The record is from RefSeq and is a predicted model, not a curated record. The coding region runs from base 1 to 2886 and encodes 961 amino acids. Gene Ontology annotation, molecular function: guanyl-nucleotide exchange factor activity. NCBI's taxonomy places the organism in Eukaryota, Fungi, Ascomycota, Pichiomycetes, Pichiales, Pichiaceae. The transcript has a single exon. Gene Ontology annotation, biological process: Ras protein signal transduction; positive regulation of GTPase activity.